AAUCUACCAGCUGGUUGUGAGUGAGAAGCCACCAAAACAGAAACUAGGAGAGGCUUCUCAAGAAGAUUCUGCCUACUCAAAACUCUAUUCUUUUUGUUGUUAUUGUUAUUGAGAAGCUAGGUGUCUGCCAUUUUAACAUUUCUUAUUUAAAGGGAAACCAUUGGAUUGAAAAUGAGACUAAAUGUCACCAUCUUCUUUGGGGCUCUCUUUGGUGCUUUGGGGGUUUUACUUUUUUUGGUGGCUUUUGGAUCGGAUUAUUGGCUUCUUGUGACUGAAGUGGGGAAGUGUUCAGGUGAACAGAAUAUAGAGAAUGUCACUUUCCACCAUGAAGGAUUCUUCUGGAGAUGUUGGUUUAAUGGGAUUGUGGAAGAGAAUGAUUCCAGUAUCUGGAAGUUCUGGUACACCAAUCAGCCACUGUCCAAGAACUGCAUGCAUGCUUACCUGUCGCCAUAUCCCUUCAUGAGGGGCGAGCACAAUUCUACCUCCUACGACUCUGCAGUUAUCUACCGUGGUUUCUGGGCUGUUCUGAUGCUCCUAGCAGUGGUUGCUGUGGUGACCGCAAGCUUUCUGAUCAUCUGUGCAGCGCCCUUUGCCAGCCAUCUUCUCUAUAAAGCCGGGGGAGGCGCAUAUGUUGCUGCAGGCGUCCUGUUUUCACUGGUGGUGACACUGUACGUCAUCUGGGUCCAGGCCGUGGCUGACAUCGAAAGCUACAAAAACAUGAAAAUGAAAGACUGCGUGGAUUUUACCCCUUCUAUUCUCUAUGGCUGGUCAUUUUUUCUGGCCCCAGCGGGUAUAUUGUUUUCUUUGCUCGCUGGGCUACUAUUUCUAGUUGUUGGGCGGCAUAUUCAGAUUCACCACUAAUCAGGCUAUUGCUACCAGUGUUUUCUUGAGAGAGUUUAAAACAACAAAUUUUUAUUUUUCAUUUUGUUUCAGUGACCCAGGGUAGAGUUAAUUGGUGAAACUUUUUAGUUGCUAUUCAAAUUAACCAUUUACUUGUGAUUUCCUCCGAUAAGAAGGUUCUAGAAUCUCUCCAGACACCAACCUGUUUCCACCUUAUCUAAAUGCUAUCAAAAACCUGGUUCUUUAGGGAGCAGGUAACAGGGCCUCCUUUUCAAUUGCACUGGUUAGAGUUCGCGCAGAAUGCGAAUAUGAUAGCAUAAUAUCAGCUGGGGCAAAUCAGGACUUGAUUUAAAGCCUCCUUGGCAUUUACUUCUGUUGCUACCUAGAAAAAAUCUUUGGAGAAUAAUUAAGAAUGGAAGCAAAUGUCAGAGAAUUUACUCCGUUUCUUCUCUGCACACAUAUAUUUCCACAUACACGUUCACUGGCUCCUGUGAGCAAAGUAUUCGUUACUUAAAAAUGGAUAGCAGUUAUUCUUGUAGCUGGGGCCACACAAACUCAUCAGUUAAAAUGGGCCACAACAAAACUAAGAAUGUGUACUUUUUCCACUUUCUUACCAACAGUAGUUUGGAUACCUAAUUUCAUUCAGUUAAUUUUACAUCAACCUUAAACUAUAUUUAAAAGUAGCAGAUCUGCACAGCAAAUUACCUAUGAUACUGAUUGGAUUUUUAAGAACUUAAAGUGAGUUAAUUGUAUACUUAAUAUGGUUGAAAAUAUGUAAAAAGCAAGAACCUUAGCUUAGUAUAUAACUCUAUUUGAUAUUUUAAAAUUCCCAUUUAAAAUUAUAUUGCUAAUAUGUUCAGCAUGUGAAAAUUCAUUGAUGAAAUGUGCUUUUUCAUAUGCUCGAAAUAGUUCCGUAUGAGGAACUUUAUUAAAGACUAUGAAAUAUGAAUUUUCCCCAAGAUUUCAAGGGUUGUAGUUCUUCUGAUCAUUUGAUUCCCUUAAUUAUCGUCUUUCAAUUCCUCCAUCUUGACAACAGGUAUAUUAACAUUUAUAGAUUUGUGAUUUCCUUUAACCUCUUGAAAGAAAACUUUUGCUUUUGGCAGUAGGGGUGGGGGUCAGAGUGGAAUAAUUCUGUAUUAUUUACUAGCAUAGACAUUUUGCAUAUCACAGAGGUUUAUUUGGCACCAGUUUUCAUUGAACUCAAAUCCAUCUGAGAAACCUCAGUCCUGUUUGGAAGCCUUCACCAGGGAGAGCUUGGUGGUAGCGAAGGAACCAAGUACAGUGUGGUAGUGAGCUGUGUUCCAGGGGCAGUGUUUUACUCCACAGCUGUUGUGACUCUGAAGGCAGGACUCAGAGGUAAAUUAAGGGUGAUCACCUGGAAGGUGCUGUGGGAUCGAGGGACUGUUGCCUUCUAUCCAGCUGUCCCCCAGUGGAGAGAUUGCCAGAGUCUUCUCUCCACAUCUCUUACUUUCCGUUAAACCAUGUUUCAAUGGGAGUGGGGGAUUUCUGGAGGAAUAGCAAAACAAUAGUAAGGAGAGGCAUUUUAGUGAUUAAGGACAGUUAGGACUGCAUGUAGUAAAAACAAAAAUAACAACAAUAAAAAGCUUCAGGGGUUUAACUGCUUUCUCAAGCCAUUUCAGUUUAUAUCAUAAACAAUUUGGUGGCACUUUCCUUUCUCUUCUUCUGUUUCAUUUUUAUAUUGCUUCAUUUAUUUCUUUGCUUUUGGCUUGAUUAUUAGAAAAGUAAUUAUGGGUUCUAUUAUGCAUAUUGACUGUGAUAUUAAGUUAUGGCAUGCCAUUAAGUUUUCCAGACGAUGCUAGAUGUAUUUGAUUAGUUCGUGUCAUCUGUAAAUACAAUUCCGUUUUGCAGAACUUUGGAAUGGAGCCUUUUCCUGCUGUAUUAUAUGUCAUUUAAUUUUCAUAUACAAGUUGCGUUCAGUAAAGGUUUGAACAUUUAUAAAUUUCA
Molecule: messenger RNA, 2805 nt
Organism: Pteropus alecto (black flying fox)
Lineage: Eukaryota; Metazoa; Chordata; Mammalia; Chiroptera; Pteropodidae
Gene: TMEM182
Product: transmembrane protein 182
Exons: 5
Coding region: 172-861 (229 amino acids)
Cellular component (GO): membrane
Source: RefSeq, a predicted model, not a curated record